UUAUUCUUAAAAUGCUGCUUUACUUGAAUUAGAUACAAUCAUUCUACAAUUUGAUACUAAGGUAGAUACUCAUUUAGCAAUCAAUAUGACUCGUUUAUAUCUCAAUUCUUUUUCAGUGAAAUUGUUGCUACAUAGGAUGGAUUGUAUUCAGUCUUUGUGGAGGGUCCUCAAUGGUAACACUGCAAUUAGAGAAGAAGAAAGUAUUCUUGCGGAACUACGGAGGAAUAGAGACAGAAUAUUGUCGGGAGUCUCUUUUUUCAAACCUCCUUCAUCUGCAAGUAAAACUAAACUUGAAAACAACAAAACCAUCAAAGGAAACAAACUUGAUUUCGUUAAAAAGGCAUCCAUUUUGUUGAAUCUCGAUGAAGUGCAGUGUCUUGAGAUCUUUCAGAUGUAUCUUGCAGUGGAGUACAAGGACACCCCAGCUUCCUUUAAUAAUGCGUUACAAAAUGUGUUAAGUCAGCAGAACUUGCUCAUACGACUUCUCCAUUUUUACUUUGCAGAGCGACUGUCAAGUCUGAACUGCUUGAGCCACGUUUUGUCGCAUUACAAAAACGAGGAUCAUCCUUUGUUCUCUGGACUAAAACAAGAAAUCGAAGAAAUGAACAAAUCUGAUAUAAGACAGUCUAUACUGGACCAAGUCAAGCAAAUUCUUGUACCAGACUAUUUUCACAUAACCGCAGAAGAUGAAAAUAUGUUAUCUGGGCACUCGAUAAAGACAAUUUUCAGUUCACAACUAAAAAAUGAAGUUGUAGUCAUUCUAAGAACACUUUUAAUUUACAAUCAUCACUUUCCACACUCAGCUGACAGCUAUCUGAAUCAGUGCAGGCUACUGUUCGGGCAGUUGUUGUCCAGUUCUGAUGUAAUGGCCGCAGGACUCAGUGUCAUCUUGACAUUUGAUGGAUUAGGCAUGGAACACAUCUUUGAACAUUUUGAAAAGGACAGAGAAUCAUUGGAGAGCCAUUACCUGGGAUCAGACAACGCAGCCUACGAGAAAGUGAACGACUUGUUCAGUUCCCUACCCUGUAACAGCACCAACGCCCCUCUCUUCAUAUCCUGGGCGGUCCUACGGUACGCUCUAGCAACCACAAACAAGGAACAAGCUCACUCCAGAUAUUUAGGACAGCAGGGUUUAAAAGGGGGCGGUGUGGGCUCCUUGUUAGCCUUCCUUCAAUCUCCUGCUCUCCAGUCAUGUUCUGUCACCCUGCAGCUCUCCAGGAUUACAGUUUAUAAAGUCCUGGCAACUACUCUUACUAUAUUUCAUGAAGAUACACUGGGAGAUGCCACGUCAUUGGCUCAAGUUAUAUCAGAAGUGUUGAAAGAGGAUGUGUUAUCUCUAGAAUUCUGGGAUGCUUGUGCUGAGAAGGGUGUGGGUGUGGUCCUCAGUUCGGCUGCUAGCACAUUCCCACAUUCCUACAAGCCCCUCACCAGUAUCUGUUAUAGUUUAGCUAAAAACACUGCUAGUUGUGAGAGGCUUGUACAGUUCGCUAGUUCCCUUUCGCUUUUCACCGCUGAGGUUCAAAAAUCAGUUUUCAACUCGACUGUGGUUGAAACGGACGAAGAUUGGCUGUACACUAACCCAGCUCCCCUAGCUCUAACACCCGGCGGGGAAUUCAUUGCCAAACCUAACACGCAGUGCAAUCUGCGCGAAACGCGCCCUACAACUGUGAUAGUGCAGUGGUUGUAUGAUUACAGCUUGUUUAGUUAUCUUGAUAACGAGUUGGCGUUCCUUUCCAAGUGGUCCGGGACGACUACUGAUCAGCACUUCUGUUGGAGACUGACAAGGUCGACUGAGAUAUUAAAAAUAGUUUACAAACUAACUAAACAUUACCCUGAUGUAUUUGAGGUACUAACCAAGACUAUAGACCUGAUAACAGCAAUAAUACCAAAGCUGCGAACAGACACCCACACCCACGUUGAGUUUACUGCAGUUGCUCUGAAACUCAUCUCUGUUAUUCCUCACAAAACUGGAUGGAAUGCACUCUACAAGAUCAACUUCUUACCUCGGAGUGACAACACGUUAGCAGCCUGGGAGGGUUUGUACACAGAGAUACUAAAUUACUACGAACGACCCAACACCUUGUUUCCAGUCACUAUAGCUCUGUUGAAACUCCUGAAGAGAGCUUGUGAGGAUGCAGAGUUUGUUAAAAACGAUCAGUACCUAACCGAGGGCGUACUGAUACUGCUGUACGUGUUGAGGGAUGUGUUUUGUGGAAUCCAGAAGUGGAGGUUUGAGAACGCUCUUGUCAAGCUCAAGAUGUGCAAGUCCAUUCUUGUUGUCAUCGCUAAAGUUAUGAAAAUCUACAAUGAGGCUCAGGAAGAACGCCAAGAAUGCAAAGCUCCGUUAAUGACGCUGAUAGAAGAGCACAUGUUACCAGCCCUCCACACUGGCCCCGCCCACCACACUCUGUUAAACAUCGUGUCCUGGUGCUCCGCUCUCGAUAAUCUCAAUGUUGAAGAGUAUGUCCAGAGGAAGGUAUGCUCGGUGGUUAGCCACACUCUCACAGUUCUCUCUCUUGUUAUCAAGCUCUCUCCUGCCAACUCAGGUUUGGAGCAGGCUCUGGUAGUAUCAACCGGAGAAAACAGCAACAUAACAUCACAGAUAGCUUCAUACACUUACCAAAACAAGAGUGUUAAAGUAAGCCUCCAUGCUACUAGACUUCUCACCGAUAUUUCUACCACCAACGCCGUCAGUCUGUACAGUGCAUUAGGCGGCAGUACAGUACCCCUAGCCCUCGCCUUUGUCAACAGACUCACCUCACGAUCCCAAGACGUCUACAUAAAAAGUUCUAUAUUGGACUUUAUAUCAGCUGCAGUGGAAACGCAGCCCAGUGUUACUGAACUGUUUAUGAGUAUUGAGAAGGAGGGUGUCUUAGGAGAGAACAGUUGUCUCCACCCAGUGCUGGACUACAUAACUCGUUCCACCACGCUCCCUCUUGUACUGGUGUGUUCGGUGUACAGACUGUUAUACAAGAUAUGGCAUUACAGACACACUGCUGCCAUUGCUGCUCUCAAAAACACCGAGAAGUUCUGGGAGAAGUUAUGUAAGCACUGUUUCGAAGAGAUCGACCUGGACAAGACCAUCUCCAGCUACCAACUCCUGAUCCGCGCGUACACAUUCCACAUCCUCGCCAACGACAUCUUCUACAACCCCAGUGAGGACACCUCCAACAUGGUGACCCAGCUCCAGGAGAGGGACUGUUUCCUGUACUGGACCAAAGUGCUGAAGAGGAUAUGUUCCUCUGUUGAGGAUAUCUCCCUGAAUCAGAACUUUUUGUCGGAAGAUCUGUUGUUCAUGUUACCACUGUCCGAGGCUUAUCUCUCGUUUGUCAGAGCGUGGCGGUCAUUUCUGGUCGUUACACUAGUUGUGCGUGAUAACAAGGACGAUAAGCUCAAGGACCAGAUUACGUUCCAUAUAGCUGGGGCUCUGUACAACCAAACUGCUAAACUUGACAAAAGAGUGACCCUGAAAGCAUCCGCGGAAUUUGCCUCGCUGCUGACGAUCCUGCUGAAGCGACAUAACAGAUCAAGUGAUCAGCCUGUCUUGAUAAGAGUUUGUGUGCAGGUUUUAGAAACAGCUACUAAAUCACCUCACGAUUUGAACCAAAUUGUAAUUAUCCCAGUGUUGGCAUCUCUUCUGAACGUUCUGCAAGGCCUCGAUCCUCAAUCAAAAAAGCAGGUGCUGAAAGACUCCGGCAGCACCAACGAGCUGGUAAUGCUGCUUUGUAGUCAGAUAACAUCUGUAAACCCUAAUCAGCUGGUGGCUCUCAGCUGUGCUACUCUAUCCCAGGUGAUAGAGACGACUGGGUCGGAACAGACGUGGUUCAGCACGAUCAAGACAAUAAUACCUGGCCUGGUCAGACUGGCCGAGGAGAAUAUACUUAGUGCUACUCACGAGCUUUGCAACUUGAGCGAAGAGCAGAGUACGAAAAAACACAGCAGAGCAGAGCACAAUAGCAAAGUCAAAAGAAACACAAUGAAGGUAUCAGAAGCACUGCUCUCCCUAAUGUUGUGUCUGACGAACUACAAGGAAGGUGCCGCAGCGCUACAGUGGUCCAAUAUUCAGCGCUUGCUGUGCUUUGCGCAGUUUUACUCUGAAAAGCUAGACAACUCAGUUCAACUACAGAGAUUGUGGUUUCUUGUCAUUCAGAUUGCGAUUAACAUGCUACAGACUUUAGAGAUGAAGUUUGCAGAAGAUGCGAUACUGUUCGCCAGCAUCCGUCACGACCGCUUCAUGUCCGUCAUCGGAUCCAUCAGGACCGACUUCUCUCACGUCAAUGAAGCGGAACUGUUCAGCAGAUUGUUGUACAGUCUGGCAUCAUAUCUUGACACGUGGCACCUCAAAGCCGCUCACUGUCUCUCAGAUGUCGGAACUAUAUUAGGUACCACAGUUCCCAUCAUAACACACUACCUGAUGACAACCGAGAGCACCACAAAGGAUGAUGAAAUAUCCAAGGUUCUGGCCAUGCUCUCAAAUCUAACAGCAAUGUUACGAAUCAUGACUCCCGGGAUUCUUGAUCUCCUUAAGGAAAAGCUAAGUGUCCAGUGUUCCAAAGCCCCCCUUCUGGCCCUCAGUUUCACGACCCCACCCCUCGGAUCAGAAGGGCCCCCCUCGUACGGCAUACUUACUGGUUGUAUGAGAGGAUGUUUGAUAUUGCUACAGAAAGUUGAUCCGUGUCGAACUAAUACUCCAACCAAGCCCGACAGCGAAACGAAAUCUGUCGGAACAAGUCAGAAAUCCCAGAUUAUGUUUGCUUUAGAGAACAUUUUGUACGUCCUGAUCUCCCAAGCUCAACAGAUAAUAAUGGAUAACAAUAUUAGUCCGUCAGAAAUAUACCACUUACGAAGGGAGCUGGGAAUGGAACUGAAAUCUAUCCUGGAAGGAGUAAACAGACACCACAGACGUGGAGGAUCAUCACCAAGAUUAGACCGGACUCUCAGUUCAAGCUCCAGUGCGGGAACCGUUUUGGAACAUCCACAGCUGGGCUUCUUUAAGCUUGGGUAUAACUUUGUCAAUAAUCUAUUGCAGACCUGAGGGAUAUUGAGCUAUUGUUGUGAUUGUUCCCAUGUGUUUAGAUUCGGUUAAAUAUAUUCUCGUAGUUUUUCUGACUGCGUUGAUUUUUAUCUAGUAUGAGAGGGUUGUACUUUCAUUCACAAUUAAACAACCGUUGUGACUUGAUAUUUAUUGACCUUUUAUUGUAAUUUGUUAUUAAAUUUUGAUAUGUGAAGAUGCAAGAAGUAAAA
Messenger RNA from Bolinopsis microptera, 5244 nucleotides. Its product is annotated as nucleoporin NUP188-like. NCBI's taxonomy places the organism in Eukaryota, Metazoa, Ctenophora, Tentaculata, Lobata, Bolinopsidae. Gene Ontology annotation, cellular component: nuclear pore inner ring. The coding region runs from base 86 to 5035 and encodes 1649 amino acids. The transcript has 24 exons. The record is from RefSeq and is a predicted model, not a curated record. Gene Ontology annotation, biological process: protein import into nucleus; RNA export from nucleus. Gene Ontology annotation, molecular function: structural constituent of nuclear pore.